Saxophila tyrrhenica is the source of this 1812-nucleotide messenger RNA. RefSeq lists its product as uncharacterized. The record is from RefSeq and is a predicted model, not a curated record. Gene Ontology annotation, cellular component: Golgi apparatus. The transcript is spliced from 3 exons. Gene Ontology annotation, molecular function: small GTPase binding. Gene Ontology annotation, biological process: endoplasmic reticulum to Golgi vesicle-mediated transport; Golgi organization. Bases 1 to 1812 code for a protein of 603 amino acids. NCBI's taxonomy places the organism in Eukaryota, Fungi, Ascomycota, Dothideomycetes, Mycosphaerellales, Extremaceae.
AUGUCCGCUGUCAACGCUCCUGAUGCUGGGAGCAAGUCGGCGGCGAAGAAAAAGAAGAAGAGCAAGAGGAAGGCCAAUGCCAAAGCAGAAGGAGGUGCGAAGGCUUCUGGGCCAAAUGGCACGACGAACGGGCAAUCAGUAGAGGCGGAUGACGAAGAGGAUGAGGACGAUGGGGUAGACUCGCCUGUGAAGACUGUUCUACCGAGUCACAUCAACGACGAAGAUACCCUACAUAUGCCAUCCUCUCCGCCAGAGUCGAUAGCGAGGGACGAAGAGCCGGCGGUGCGGAAUGGCGGGCAGGAAGAGCAAGAGGAACCAGAGGCUCAAGAAGAUGUAGAGGAGGAUGAAGAGGAGACUAAGCAGGUGCCAGCUGCUCCAGAACAACCGACAGACACAUCAGACCGCUUGCAGGCCAUGCAAGAGGAACGGGACAGUCUUCGAGCAGAGGUCACACAGCUACGGCAAUCGCUUGAAUCGUUACAAGAAAAGCAGAACGAGGAGCUUUCUGGGGUAAAGGAGGAGCUGGCGCAGGUUGAGCAGGACAAAGAGCACGCUGAGACGCAGUACCGUAAUCUGUUGGGCAAGGUGAACACAAUCCGGUCACAACUCGGCGAGCGGUUGAAGGAGGACACCCGCAAGAUUGAGGACCUGGAGAAUACAAAUGCUGGUGUGAGAGAAGAGAACGAAAGAUUACAAGAGUCUGUCACCGAGCUGAAUGGAAGACUGGAGGAGCAGGAGUCGGAGAUUGAGAGCUUGCGAAGUCGCACGAGCUUAUCUACGAGCAACUGGGCAAGAGAGCGGGAUGAUAUGACCGCGAGGGAGGCAUAUGUAAGAGAAGAGUACGAAGUCACGAAGCAGGCAAUGCAGGACUGGGAGAUCUUGGCUACGGAAGAGCGCAGCAGAAGAGAGGCUCUGGAAGAGCAAACACAAGAGCUGGAAGAGCAACUGGAAGCGCAGCGAGAGGCGUACAACCGGAUCAAGAACGAUGCAGAGUCGCAAUCCGAUACUGUGGACAAUCUGCAGCGGGCAAUGCGGGAUGUACAAGACGAGCGAAAGCGCGAGCUGAGAGAAAUGGUCGAGCAGUCCCAGGCACAACUUGAGGAUCUUCGCGCUCAUGCCAAAACCGCCGAAGAUAAUGCUGCAUCGCUCCGGCAGCAACUCUCCGAAACACAAAAGGAACUGGAUCGCGCCUUGCCAUUCGAGAAGGAAGUCAAGGAGAAGAACCUUCUUCUCGGCAAAGCCCGCCACGAGGCCGUUAUCCUCAAUGAGCACCUCGUCAAAGCGUUGCGGUUCUUGAAACGCGGUAAGCCGGAGGACAACGUCGACCGCAACCUGGUGACCAACUACCUCCUGCAGUUCUUGGCUCUGGACCGUAGUGAUGCGAAGAAAUUCCAGAUUCUACAGUUGAUUGCUGCUCUGCUGGGCUGGACUGAGGAGCAGAAGGAGCAGGCAGGGCUACUGCGGCAAGGUUCCUAUGGUACGGGAAGCCUCCGUUUACCUAUGUCGCCUUUCCGCAGAACACCAAGUACGCCUUCGCUCGGCACCGACUUUGUGCCCGAGAGUCCUGCUGGCGCAACGAGAGAGUCUCUUGCGGAGUUGUGGUCGGAGUUCCUGGAACGGGAAGCCGAAGCCGGAAGUGCUGGUGGUGCAAGCAGUCGACGAGGUAGUAUGGCGAAGAGUCUGCGGAGCCCGAGUGCGACAGGCGUCACGAGCCCGACUGGUACUUUGCCCAUCCUCGGCGGUAGGCAGAGCCCGGAGAUCAAGAGGAAAGAGAGUGCGAGCGGUCAGACCACGAGGUCGGAUUCUGGAUGA